CACAGAUGUCUAUACGCUACUAGAUACUAGAUCGCUAACUUCGUCAAAAGAGUUGAGGCUAUCCGGAUUUCCAGGUUCGGCCAUGACACUGACCAACAAAAUGGUUGCAACAGCUGUUGCGUGCGAGACGAUAUAUUUAUUGAAUUUAUUUGUACGGAUUCGUACGUACUCCAUCUGUGUAUGUAUGUACCCCUUAUCAUGACGGCCGGUCUAUUGUCAGACGUUGCGAUUGUUACGAGUUGUCAUACUCCAGCUCGCCAGACUCGCCUACCAAUCGCCAUUUUGGCCUAAAUGCUCGUAAACAGCGACGUGGAUACGCAUUAAUUGAUAACUGUUGAUAAUGCUUUGGGUACGGCCGCAGAUAAGACAUAAGACUCUUAAUUAUAAAAUUACGCUGACUCGGGGUUGUUUCUCGUCACGCGAUCGUCGAGCAUGUUGCGAAACAACAGCAGUGUUCUCAAGCAAUUCUGCAAUUGCAAAAUCUUGCGCGACAGUAGGAUUCAGACGGAGGACCUAUGGGUGCGAGACGGAAAGAUCGUGAAUCCGGAGAAGAUCUUCUACGACGAGAAAAUCAAGCCAGAUGUUAGGAUAGACUGUAGGGGAGCUUUGAUCUCACCGGGGUAUAUAGAUGUACAGAUCAAUGGAGGAUUUGGCAUAGAUUUCUCAUGCAAUGUCGACGAUGUGGAAGGUGGCAUUGCUAAAGUAGCAAAAGGAUUGCUCGAACAUGGAGUAACGUCCUUUUGCCCUACAUUGGUUACAUCACCCACCGAGGUGUAUCACAAAAUCUUACCGAGGAUAAAGAAGCGAAAUGGAGGUAGCCACGGUGCUGGUGUACUGGGCGUUCAUGUAGAAGGACCAUUUAUUAGUCCGGUCAAGAAAGGUGCCCAUCCUGAACAUUGUAUCAGAAAAUUUGAUCAGGGAUUUAAAUCGGUCACUGAUAUGUAUGGCGAUCUAGACAAUGUGUGUAUGUUCACAUUAGCACCCGAGAUUCCAAAUGCUACAUCUGUUAUUGAAGAGUUAUGUAGAAGAAAUAUCAAAGUGUCUCUUGGACAUUCUGUAGCAAAUUUAAAUGAAGGAGAAAAAGCAGUUAUACAUGGAGCGUCCUUUAUCACUCAUCUAUUUAAUGCCAUGUUGCCUUUCCAUCAUAGAGAUCCAGGAUUGGUUGGUCUCUUAACGUCCGACCAAAUCCCGUCUGGAAGAAUCAUUCAUUUUGGCAUAAUCGCCGACGGGAUUCAUACUCAUCCUGCGGCGUUACGGAUCGCUCAUAGAACGCAUCCCGAAGGUCUUGUGCUUGUAACUGAUGCGAUAUCAGCGUUGGGUCUGGAGGAGGGAAUCCAUCAACUGGGACAGUUUAAAAUAGAGAUACGUAAAGGAUGCGCAUAUAUCGCCGAAACAAAUACUCUGUGUGGUAGCAUGGCGGAGCUUUCCGAAUGUGUAAGACACUUUAAAGAAGCUACAGGUUGCACAGUAGUCGAGGCGUUAGAAGCGGCGACUUUACAUCCUGCGAGAACCCUCGGUAUCGAUUCCUACAAAGGCGUCCUGAAUUUCGGGGCCGAUGCUGAUUUUAUAUUACUUGAUGAGAAACUCGAGUUAUUGUCAACAUGGAUUUCGGGAGAAUGUGUUUAUGAGAAGAAUAUUGGCAGUAUAAAACAAUUUGAUGCGUACAUCUACGUAGUAUGAAUUCGAAUCGAUUAUCGUAUGAAGCACACAACUGAGUAUUUUAUGACUGGGCACUGGCAUGGAAUGAUAGUGACAGACCCAUGAGACAUACUACUGUUACUGUUAUAAUAAAAAGCCUUAAACUUGUUCCAGAGAAUAGCUUUUGUACGUUGUACUGAAAUUUUUGUACAUUUGUACUUGUAGUUUUUUACUUAAAUAAAUACUUAUCAUUUUAUAUAAAAGAAAUAUGAAAUUGUUAUGCGAAUAUAUAUAAAAUUUAGAAAUAAUUAUAUUCCUUGAUUUUUCAAGGAAUAAUGAUUUAUAUGAAACAUAUAUUUGUAAAGAUCACCUGCAAUAU
Molecule: messenger RNA, 2017 nt
Organism: Temnothorax curvispinosus
Lineage: Eukaryota; Metazoa; Arthropoda; Insecta; Hymenoptera; Formicidae
Product: N-acetylglucosamine-6-phosphate deacetylase
Exons: 7
Coding region: 433-1680 (415 amino acids)
Biological process (GO): N-acetylglucosamine catabolic process
Molecular function (GO): N-acetylglucosamine-6-phosphate deacetylase activity
Source: RefSeq, a predicted model, not a curated record